AGCAAAAACAUAGCAAUCUUUUUUUUUUCAACCGAGAAAUACCUUUCUUAUUGUUUGUACUUUUGUUGUUUGUUGUUAUUGUUCGUUUCCUCACUCUUCUUCUUCCAUCAACCUAAUCACACACUAUUUUGCAAAAACUUGCCACUGAAUCACUAGUUACUACUAUAAUUCAUUCAAUUUCAUGUUCGUAAUCAAAAUCAAACCCCUUUUGACAAAUCUUUCAAACAAGAACAACAAAGAAUGACAACAACUUCAAAAACAAUCUCAGCAGCACUAAAACUCAUCGACAACAAGAAAGAAAACCUCAAAAAAGCAUACGAUGAUCUUCAAUCACACUCUUCUCAUCUCUCUUCCUUCCCUCUUUCAUGGCCUGACAUUGAUUCUCACUUCACCACUCUCCACAACACUCUCUCUCAACGUUUCCUUCACCUUCAAUCCCUAGAAUCACAAUUCCAACAAAAUCACAACGACCCAUCAAUCUCUUCUUCAAAAUUAUCCACCACAAAACCCAAAAAUCAAAACUUUUCAUCAAUCAAUAAUGACCCAUCUUCGAAUUCUAACCCUACAAUUCAAAACGGUGCAGUUUCAGGGUCUAUAACUCAUUUGGAAGGGUUGAGUGCAUUGUGCAAGAAGAAUGAUGGAAAAGGGUUAAGGGAUUUCAUUCGUGUGAAUUUUAAGGAUAAGGUAACAAUCAAGGAUGAACUUCAGAUUGCUUUUAAAUGUGCAUCAAAUCCUGCAGAUAUGGUUCUUGAUGCACUUGAUGGUGUUUUUGGUGCAAAUGCAGUGGUUGAUGGAAAGGAAUUACCUCGUUUGAAUAAGAGAAGUUGUAAUUUUUUGUUUCAGCAGUUGAGGGUUUUUUCUCCUUAUGUUAGUUUUGAUGUUAGGAAGAAAGCUAAGAGAUUGUUUAGUCUGUGGAAGGUUAACUUGGUGAAUGAUGUUCAUGAAUCAUGUUGGACCAUGGCUUUUUUGCAAUUUGUUGCUGUGUAUGAUUUUUUGCCUGAAUUGAAUGUUGGUGAGCUUGCUGCUUAUUCUGCUACUGCUGCUACUAAUGAUGAACUGCCUGACCUGUAUCAGAUUAUUGCUUUGUCAGAUAGAGUUCAAGAUGUUAUUCAGAAACUUAUUGAAAGGGGCAAACAAAUUUUGGCUGUCAAGUUUAUUUUUCACUUCAAACUUACUGAGAAGACCCCACCCGUUCCUGUUUUGAAAGCUUAUGUGAAUGAUGCGGAGAAACUUGCUAAAAGACUCGCCUCCGAGGGAAAGUCGCUGAAUGAGAUAAAAUCUAGAGAAAUUCAUGCACUGAAAUCAGUCAUUAAGGUUAUUGAGAGUUACAACCUUGAUUCUGAGUUUCCGCGUGCAAGCAUUGAACGGCGUAUAGAAGAAUUGAGCAAGCAGCGCAAGGUUGGUGGAAAACCCGUUGCGCCAGCUUUUGCUGCAAUGCCUCUUCAGCAUCCACAACAACAACUAAGUGGGAUCAAGCGUCCUCUAACAUCUGCUCCAUUCGGUCCAGCACCUGUCCUUAAUAAUGCCGGUGGCACCCCUUCAACCAUACACCAAUACCAACAACCUCAUUUCCAGUCAACAAGUUUGUUGCCGGAACAUCCAAAUCCAUACAUGAGUAUGCCGCCAACCACGCCAUUUGGCAUGAAGGCGGCAACUCCAACAGUUUCUUCCUAUACAGGUCCUUCAACUGGGCCUUAUGGUCUUGAUGGUGUCCCAAUGGGUCCUAUUGGCAACCUCAAUCAAGGUGGUUCUCAUCUGAAUUCAUCACAGCCACAGGUUAUGCCUGGUUAUUAUGUGCCGAUGGGUCCUAAUGGCAACCUCAGUCAAGGUGGUUCUCAUCCGAAUUCGUCAGAGCCACGAGUUAUGCCUGGUUAUUAUGCCACAAUGGGUCCCAGUGGCAACCUCGAUCAAGGUGGUUCUCAUCCAAAUCCGUCUGAGCCACAAGUUAUGCCGGGUUAUUACGAUAGUAUGUCUGCCUCCGGUGGUUAUGGUCUGCAACAUUAUUACGGAACAUCUUAUCCUCAAUAGGUUAAGCAAUUGCUUUAUUUUUUAAUACUGAAUUCCUAGGUUGAUAUUAUAGUUUCUUGCACUUUUGGCUUUCGGUUAUAGAAGCAGAACUUGUUUUAGUGUUCACUAAGAUUAUAUGAAAGGAAUUAGAUUAAACAUUUAAGAAUCACAAGGAUUGUUCGUCAUGAUCAUCUUUGAACUUUGUUCUC
Medicago truncatula (barrel medic) is the source of this 2216-nucleotide messenger RNA. RefSeq names its product FRIGIDA-like protein 1. Lineage: Eukaryota; Viridiplantae; Streptophyta; Magnoliopsida; Fabales; Fabaceae. The transcript is spliced from 3 exons. The record is from RefSeq and is a predicted model, not a curated record. The coding region runs from base 241 to 2028 and encodes 595 amino acids.